UUGGAACAUGCAGGACAUUUCCAUGAAGGUCAGACGGAGGAAAACUUGCAGGAAAAAAAGGGUGGAAGAAGGAAAAUACGAUCUCAUCGAAGAAGGAAUUACUCUCAUCUCUCUUUUCUUUUUUUUCUUGUUGUUGUUUUACAUUUAUUAAAAUAACCUUGGAGUUUUUUUUCGGCUAACCUCUCAGCCCACACAAGAGGAACAACUCCAGCAGGAGAAUAAAAUUUUCAUUUUCUGUCACGAGCGAUGAUGAAAUCUGUGGAAAGUGCAGAGAAAGAGGAAGCAGUUUCCUAGACGAGAGCUUUAUUUUCAGAGAAAUGCCACCUGUGUGUCAGAUUUAGACGUUUUUGUAUUUAAUACAUCUGCUUGUUUCCCUGCGUGGAAGAUGUCGCGCGUCGUGGUGAGCGAUGUUUCAGCUCUGUGGAGUGGCAUGUGGAAGCAGUGCAUCUCUGUAAGGACUAAAAGUGUGGAGGGGGAAGUCCAGAGCACUGAGCCGCCCUCUUCCCUGGAUCGAGGCAAAGGUUACGGCCCCCUGACCCACAGCUCCUCCAUCAGCCCGGACCAUUUUGAAGGCUUGGGGUACAGCCAGAACGCCCAGGCUGGUCUUCAGCGUCCACGGAGGCCCAAACUCCAGCACUCGCAGUCCAUCCUCCGCAAGCAAGCCGAGGAAGAGGCCAUCAAACGCUCGCGCUCGCUCUCCGAGAGCUAUGAGCUCUCUACAGAUCUGCAGGACAAGCAGGUGGAGAUGUUAGAGAGGAAGUACGGCGGACGUUUCAUCAGUCGACAUGCUGCUCGCACCAUUCAAACGGCGUUCCGGCAGUACCAAAUGAACAAGAACUUUGAGCGUCUCCGAAGUUCCAUGUCUGAGAAUCGGAUGUCGAGGCGCAUCGUUCUGUCCAACAUGAGAAUGCAGUUUUCUUUUGAAGGACCAGAAAAAGUCCCAAGCUCAUUUUUUGAUGGGAAGCGGUUAUCUCUGACAGAGGAAGGAACUCCGAUGGGACCUGUCGUGAAGAGUGAUUGUGGAGAUACGGUUCCUGUGCACGUGGCUGCACCCUCGGCACCGAAUGACCUCAGUGACACUAUUACAGAGCUUGAGGACACUUUCUCUCGGCAGGUCAAAUCACUGGCGGAAUCGAUCGACGAUGCUCUGAACUGUCGUAGUCUCCAUGAAGAAGAGGACCAGGAACCCAAGCAGGUUCAAGACGUGCAAAAUGAGCUGUCCUAUCAGGUGAAACCGACUAAUGGCUCUGAUCAACGCAAGCUGGAUGAGAUGAUGGCUUCCUACAGUGGUGUGACGCUCUUCAUUGAUGAGGAGGAUCUUUGUCCUCCUGUUCAGCUCUCACAUACAGCGGAUCCACCAUCCAGCACGGAGUCCGAUCAGCGCGCCAUCAACUCCUCCCAGGACUACUGGCCCAUGGACACCAAGGAUGACAAAAUCAACACAGAUACCAGCUGCCGGAGCACGCCGUCGAUAGACUGUCAGGAGCCACAGCUUCGUAUUGACCAUCUCCCACUCCUGACCAUUGAACCUCCCAGUGACAGUUCACUUGAAAUAAGCGACCGCUCGGAGAUCGAGUCGGUCAAGAGGCAGAACGUUUAUGAGCGGACCACGGCUGGACCUCAGGCCAGUCCCAAACACAUCGCGCACAGUCUACCUCCCAGAGUGUCCUCCCUCUCGCGGGAAGAGGAUCCCAUCAGGCACCGGCAUCGGCAGCUGGAGAGCCAUUUGGCCAUCAACGGGAACCGACAGAGCAAAUCAGAAUCGGACUUUUCAGACGGGGACAACGACAGCAUCAACAGCACUACAAACUCCACCGACACGAUCAACUGCAGCUCAGAGUCGUCUCGAGACAGCAUGAGGGAGCAGACGCUCAGCAAACAGACGUACCACAAAGAGACACGGAACAGCUGGGAUUCUCCAGCUUUCAGCAACGAUGUCAUUCGUAAGCGGCACUACCGCAUCGGCCUCAACCUCUUCAACAAAAAACCAGAGAAAGGCAUUCAGUACCUGACUGAGAGAGGGUUCAUUCCUGAUACACCUGUGGGUGUGGCUCACUUCCUGCUUCAGAGAAAAGGGCUGAGCCGGCAGAUGAUUGGCGAGUUCCUGGGGAACCGGCAAAAGCAGUUCAACAGGGAUGUGUUAGACUGCGUGGUGGAUGAGAUGGACUUCUCAGGGAUGGAGCUGGAUGAAGCGCUCAGGAAAUUCCAGGCACACAUCCGAGUCCAAGGGGAAGCGCAGAAGGUCGAACGCCUCAUCGAGGCUUUCAGCCAACGGUACUGCAUCUGCAACCCAGGAGUGGUGUGCCAGUUCCGAAACCCAGACACCAUCUUCAUCCUGGCCUUUGCCAUCAUCCUCCUCAACACAGACAUGUACAGCCCCAACGUGAAACCUGAGCGCAAAAUGAAACUGGAGGACUUUGUGAAGAACCUCAGAGGAGUGGACGAUGGCGAGGACAUCCCUCGGGACAUGCUGAUCGGCAUUUACGAACGUAUCCGUCAGAAGGAGCUGAAGACCAAUGAAGACCACGUCUCUCAGGUUCAGAAGGUGGAGAAGCUCAUCGUUGGGAAGAAGCCAAUCGGAUCUCUCCAUCAGGGCCUAGGAUGUGUGUUAUCUCUUCCCCAUCGGAGGUUGGUGUGUUACUGCCGGCUGUUUGAAGUUCCAGACCCCAACAAGCUUCAGAAACUCGGCCUUCAUCAGCGGGAGAUCUUCCUCUUUAACGACCUGCUGGUGGUAACUAAAAUUUUCCAGAAGAAGAAGAACUCGGUGACGUACAGCCUCAGGCAGUCCUUCUCUCUGUACGGAAUGCAGGUCCUGCUCUUCGAGAACCAGUAUUACCCUAACGGCAUCCGGCUCACGUCAGCCAUCCCAGGCGCUGAUGUGAAGGUCCUCAUCAUCUUCAACGCCCCGAACCCUCAGGACCGCAAGAAGUUCACAGACGACCUGCGAGAGUCCAUCGCCGAGGUCCAGGAGAUGGAGAAGUACCGCAUCGAAUCCGAGCUGGAGAAGCAGAAAGGUGUGGUGAGGCCCAGUAUGUCCCAGAGCAUGUCUGGUCUGAAGAAAGAGGCGGGGAACGGAACCCUGAGCCGUGCCAGCCUGGAUGACACCUACGCCAUGGGGGAGGGGCUAAAGAGGAGCGCGCUCAGUAGCUCCCUGAGGGACCUUUCAGAGACGGGCAAGCGCGGGCGCCGCACCAGUGCAGGAUCACUAGACAGCAAUAUGGAAGGCUCCAUCAUUAGCAGCCCUCCUCAGCUGCCCCGGAGAGUGCCGUCCGGCCGCGAGUGUCCUCCUCCUCGUCCACACCACUCCAGCACCAACCCUUCCUCCUCCUCUUCCACGCUGCUAGGAUCACUCUUCGGCAGCAAGCGAGGAAAACCUCCUCCUCAUCCUUCACUUCCUGCUCCGCCCUCCUCCUCCUCCUCCUCCUCACACCACCCUGUCCACCCCACCCUUAUCUCCCACAAGCCCCACCCCACCAACCUGCACCACACCGCCCAGGCCCACUUCGAGGCCCACCAUUCGCCACAUUGUUCUCUCCCACAGAACCCUCCACCGUAUCAGCACCACCAUCACUACGACCCGCCUCCUGUCGGGCUCCGGUUCCACCGUCAGCACUCGGGCCACGUCUCUGCACCUCAGCAUCACCCUCAACUCGCUCACAACCACCUUCAUCAACACCAUCGUCAUCAACACCACCAUCACCAUCAACAACGGCACCAACAUCGGGAGCAGCAGCUGGCAUCGGUGUCGUGUCCCAUCAGCGCCAAAUCCAAACACUGUGGCAUCAGCACAGUGGUGUGAGGAUACAACCAGAACCGGAACCGGACAAAAUUCCUGAGAUAACGGUCUGGAGGUUGGAGACGGUUUCAGAGUCGUCCUAAUCAGAAGCUCUGUGUGUAGAACGAUGCGUCUGCUAGAGGAAUUCUGAUGAUGGAUGAAGAAACAGAAGGAGGAUUGUAACGUCUUCUCCGAGGACGCUGUGAAUCCCUGAGAUGCUACGUACAACCGGACACUUUUUAUUUUUUUUCGGUUCCCAAAAACAAAUCCCAGAUGAUCAGCAAAGUCUUUCUCCGGCCGAGCGGUUGGUCUCACCCAUAGUUGUCCUGACGCUGUAUUUAUUGUGGAUAAUGGAAAAGCUUUACAUGUUGUCCUUAGCGAUCAUUUAUCACCGUGCCAAUAAUCCCUGCGUAUGUACUCGGCUCUGUGUAAACUGUAUCCUGUGUGUUCUAGUGUUUUAGUGUGAAAAUGCAUCCAUUGUAAGAUGUUCUAUAUACUGUAAAAAAAAAAUCUAUAUAUACAUAUUCAGAGUUUUUUAAAUAUUAUGGUCAAAUAGAAAUGAAAUAUUACGGUAAGCGGUGCAGGUGAAGCUGGACGUACUGUAUAGAUGUUCGGAGAAAUAUUUUGGAAUUUUAGACGCAUUUGCAAUAUUGCAUUUAAAACAUGUUUUAGAAAGCAGAAGUAGCUGCACUGAGCUAUAAAACUAUAAAGCGAUAAAUAUAGUGUCCUCGGCACCUGGUAGAGCUGCCAGAAGAGCAACACAGGAGCUAAAGAGCACUUUUAUAUAGAGUUAGAGUUAGAAUUAGAAUUCAAUACAUUUCAAUACAAAGUGUGAGAUUUCGAUGUCCCACUCACUGAGCACUUGUCAAAUUUGUUCUUUUUUUUAAAUCUUGUUUCCCGAGACUGUAGAAAAUAACUAGUAUUUUAAUAUGAAGUAAACGUUCCUUGUUUUUUUUUCUCUCAAAGAAAAUGAUGCAAUCAGAUUUGUUUUCUUUUCGCAAAUAUUGAGGUAAAGCUGUAGGUUCGAUCGUUUUAACAUCUGCACAAAUUCUACAGACGUUAUGCACAAAACUAAAGAAGGCCAGUGACUGAAAUAGUUUUUACUCCGAUGUGCAAUAUGUUUAGAUUUCAGGAGGACGAGGCAUGCCACGUAAUUAAUAAUAUGAAUAAAAAUGAUAAGAAAAUUCAAAAAUAAAUAAUUGACUAAAUACUAAAAUUAUUUUAUAAUCUUUGAAUUAAUGCACACAUUGAAUUUUAUUUACUUUUUCACUUUAUUUUUAAUUUUUUUCAUUACUAAUAUUUCUAUUUUUGUUCCUUUACAUUUCCUUUUUGUAUUUAUUUUUUUUCUUCUUAGUUUUAUUUACUUUUCUCUCUUAUCUUUUACUUUUUUCUUUUUUGUGUGAAAUAUUUAUUUUUCCUGUCUCUUUUUUUUUUCAUUUUUUCCAUCUCCUUUUAUUUUUGUAUUUUUAUUUCAUUAAAUUUCCUGGAAAACAAACUCCAGGUUCAAUGUCUGCAUUAAUUUAAUGAUUAAUUUAAUUGAAUUAAUUUCAUGAUUCAGUUCUUGAUUUAUUUAUUCAUUUCUGAAGUAUUUACAUUUUCAUUUGGAGAAUAAAUUUCUGUACUUUUUUCUUGUUUUAUUUUCCUGAUUAAUUGAUUUUUUUUGCAGUUUCGUGAUGCUCCUCGUCCUCUGGAUUUGACAACUUUUUUAAAUUAUUUUCCCCACAAUAACAUGAUUGCAGUGGCUCAUAAAAAAGUGACCCACUCACUGGGAAUUUAGUGAAAUGUCAAACGUCAAGUGUGUGUCCUGUUAAUUGUUGUGUGAUUUUUUUUGUUGUUGUUGUUUGUUUGGUUUGGUUUUUGUGUCCCAGAAAAAUGAAAUCAGUGUUACGUUUCUCAGUUAUGUGCAAUCGUGUAAAGACAGAAAUCCAUCCUGCAGCUUGUUGUUUCUGUAUCAGAUUCAGGUGAAAAAUACGACAGUUUAUGCAAAUCUCUUUCCUUCCAGACGACUGGAAUAUUUUUUUUUUUUUACAGAAUGUAUUUCAGGCGAUGAAACGUAGAAGCACAUUAAACUGUUUCUUGCUGAACCACACAGACACGUUCAGGCGAAGAAAUAAAAACGAUGGACUGUUCGCUUUAAGUGAAAAAUGUCAUCAUUUUGUAAAGCGUUGUUCUGUUCAGACGUUCAGGCAGAUUUAUUCCUCAUAAAGGAUCCGGCUGUUUUCAGGAGUGUGUAGAAUAUUCCAUUGUUCCCUCUGCAUCAUCAUCUCGAGAAACCUGUGAGGAAAUUGUGAUGAGAACUCGACUGUUCUUCAGUGGCCAGAUGUGAGGUUUUUAUCCGAGACGUCUCGUUUCACUGUGAGCUGACGGACACUCGAGCGGGAUAUGCCUUGUUUUCUUUUCCUCCAUCGUUUUUUUUUUGUAACCUCGAUGUUGGAUUUGCUGUAGUACUGCGUUGUGUUUCUCUGAAGUGCAGCAUGCAGAUCAUCUUCACAUAUCCAUUGUAGAAAAAAAAACAAAGAGGAAGGAAGUGAGACGUGAAAAGGGGAGGACUGCGCUCUCACACGUCUGUCUGUCUGUCUGUCAGUGAGAGUCCUCAGAAAUCACAGUGUGAGUAAUGUGGAGACGAUGAUGAUGAAGAUGAUGGAAGGUGUGUGUGCCGUGUGUGGAUGUGUGUUUGAGAUGAACAGACUGUUGGACUCGUUCACUGCCUCUCACGCUGAGCCCCGGAUCGCUGCUGUUCCACACAGAGCAGAACCACAGGCUGGAGAGUUUAUGGAAAAGGGAACGCUCUCAUUUUGAUAUGCAGUCUGUUUGUAAGUGCUUCAAAUCCAGUUAAUGUCAAACUGUGACAAUAUUGAGAAAUAAACCAACGUUAAACAUCA
This is a messenger RNA of Neoarius graeffei (lesser salmon catfish), 6657 nucleotides long. It is a transcript of the gene iqsec1a, whose product is annotated as IQ motif and Sec7 domain ArfGEF 1a. Lineage: Eukaryota; Metazoa; Chordata; Actinopteri; Siluriformes; Ariidae. The coding region runs from base 386 to 3799 and encodes 1137 amino acids. The transcript has 14 exons. The record is from RefSeq and is a predicted model, not a curated record. Gene Ontology annotation, molecular function: guanyl-nucleotide exchange factor activity; protein binding. Gene Ontology annotation, biological process: actin cytoskeleton organization; regulation of ARF protein signal transduction.